UGUUGUGUCGGGUGGAGCAGCUCCGUCUGCCAGCAGCUGGUGUUUAAACAUGGAGAUGGGUUUCUGUCAGCGAUAAGAAACCAUGAAGGGUCGCGCAUCACUUGCUGCUUAAAUGGCAUCUUCUCGCCAGUCCGCCUAACCAGCCAGCCGAGCUCCCCGCAGACCUGGCCUACAUGGCGGGUCUGUCUUAUCUGGUGCUUCGGUUCUCGGGCUCCGCUGGUCGGACCUACGGAGUGUUUUGUAAAGGCUUGACGAGGACUUUGUUGAUAUUUUUUGAUCUGGCAUGGCGACUGAGAAUCAGAUUCCCCUAUAUAUACUUAGUGGCUUCGAUGGUGUUUAAUGUCAGACUCCAAGUUCAUAUUGAAAUCCACUGAAAACUUGUUUUACGUUGGUAAGUGAAAAUCCAGGACUACCAUGCUACAGCCACUGAAAGACAAAUCCAAACUGUUUAGUCCGAGGAGAGGACACCCGAUCCUGAAAGCUGGUGUGACAAUGCAUUACAGUGAGGCGGCCGCUCCUUUUCAGCGGUCGUCAUUCGAGCUCGGUGCCUUUGCAGAUGAAGGACAGAACGGAUGCUUUUACAUGUGAGACAUGGUGAAGGGAUACGCGCCGGGAAAAGAGGCCUUGCAGCUGCAGAACCGGCACUUUCUUUGGGAAUAACUCGUGAUAUCAAAUCAUUGUAGCUGUGAAAAUUUGUAGCUUACACUUUUUAGUCUGUCUAUAUGUCAGUCAUGUAUGUUUAUCAAUAGUGUUACAUCUCAAUACUGUAAACCUGGACACAGUAAUUUACAACUGAAACAUCUCAGCAUGGCACAAACAAGCAUGUUUUUCUUUGUCCUCAGUGACACUGAGGUUGGUUUUACCUAAGCAAUGGUACACGCUGUCUUUGUGACGUUUACUUCAAAUGGAAAUCUUUCGAGUGCAGUAAUAUAGUGAGCGCCUGCUUGUCUUUUACUGGUGGUUGCACUUACAGCUCUUCACAGUCACUGUUUCUGCAAGAUAUAGAGGUGAUCUUAGUUAAAAAUGUAUGCAAAGCAUUUUAACACUACUCGAAGAAGUGAUUGUGAGAAUGAUUCAUUUCUGGGAGGAAUAAAUUAGUAAAACCACAGCUUUAUGUCUUUGUGUAGUAAAUGUCUGUCUGACUGGGCUAAAACUUUCCUUGUUGACAGAAUGUAUUUAGAUCAAUUCCUGUUUUAUAAAAUCUUUAAAGGGGAAAAGUUGUCUGUAUCUAGGAAAAAAACAUUAACAAAUACAAUAACUAGUUUGCUACAUAAAUAAAGCCAAAGAAAACAAUGUUACUUAUCUUUUCCCUUUUUAAGCAGGCAGUU
Messenger RNA from Cyprinodon variegatus (sheepshead minnow), 1328 nucleotides. RefSeq names its product small integral membrane protein 10-like protein 2A. Lineage: Eukaryota; Metazoa; Chordata; Actinopteri; Cyprinodontiformes; Cyprinodontidae. The transcript is spliced from 2 exons. The coding region runs from base 174 to 374 and encodes 66 amino acids. The record is from RefSeq and is a predicted model, not a curated record.